CCAUUAAAUAUCUAAAUUAGGAAGAUAGACAGUGGGACAAAGCUGAAAAUUUUCCUCCACUGCUUCAGACCUCCGUUAUCUUCUGAACCUAGGAACCCUAGGUAUGUAAAUCAUUGCAUUUAAAUUGCUGAAUUUACUUCUCAUUUCCUUUGAAUUACCCAAAUUUAUGGCCUCCCUGAAGUUUUCCGUUUCUGUUGAUACCUAUGAUUCCAACAAGUUUCAUUUCUCUGUAAACCCAUCUCUGCCCAUUAUCAAUUCUUUCGCUAGGGUUAAACCCAUCAAUAUUUCUCGGUUAGAGGCCGAGUCUUGGGACACUUCCGAUUCUAACUCCGUUGUUGAUAAUAUAAAAACUUGGAAUAAGGAUUCAGGUAGUGAGAAUUUGAUUCUGGAAAGCUCAAAUUUUCGAAAUGACAUCUGGAGGCGGGUUCAGGGUGUGAAGAGAGUAAGGAGAAGAGACCCAAAUUCAAAAUUUAGGUCUAUAAGGAAUGAUAAUGGACAUGAAGAGCAAAAAUCUGUGAAUCAUUUUGAUGAUGAAAUAGAUGUGAAUGAAUAUGGUAUUGGGCCGGAGUUGAGCGUUGAGCGUUGUAAUGCCAUCUUGAAAGGGCUAGAGAGGUGUAGUGAUAGCAAGACCAUGAAGUUUUUUGAGUGGAUGAGGGAAAAUGGAAAAUUGGAAGGGAAUGUGAGUGCUUAUAAUUUGGCGCUCCGGGUGUUGGGUAGGAGAGGAGAUUGGGAUGCAGCAGAGACGAUGAUUUGGGAAAUGAAUGGUGAUUCAGAUUGUCAAGUCAAUUUUCAAGUUUACAACACACUUAUUUAUGCUUGUUAUAAACAGGGGCAUGUGGAGUUGGGUACCAAGUGGUUCAGAUUGAUGUUGGAGAAUGGGGUUCGGCCUAAUGUUGCAACCUUUGGUAUGGUCAUGAGUUUGUACCAGAAGGGUUGGAAUGUUGCGGAUUCAGAGUACGCUUUUUCUCAAAUGAGGAGCUUUGGAAUUACAUGUCAGUCUGCAUACUCAGCAAUGAUAACAAUUUACACCCGAAUGAGUUUGUAUGAUAAAGCAGAAGAGGUUAUUGACUUCAUACAAGAAGAUAAGGUGAUUUUGAAUUUGGAGAAUUGGUUGGUUUUGCUUAAUGCUUAUAGUCAACAAGGGAAGCUACAGGAGGCUGAAAGGGUACUGUUCUCAAUGCAGAAUGCUGGGUUUUCACCAAAUAUAGUUGCAUACAACAUGUUGAUUACUGGGUAUGGGAAAGCAUCCAAUAUGGAUGCUGCUCAACAUAUAUUCAGGAACCUCAAAAAUGUUGGACUAGAGCCUGAUGAAAGUACUUAUAGGUCCAUGAUUGAAGGUUGGGGUCGUGCUGAAAAUUAUAAGGAGGCAGAAUGGUAUUACAAUGAACUCAAGCGGUUGGGAUUCAAACCUAACUCAUCAAACUUGUAUACAAUGAUAAACUUGCAAGCCAAGUAUGCAGAUGGAGAGGAUGCUGCCAGAACUCUUGAUGAUAUGAAGAGGAUAGGUUGCCAGUAUUCUUCUGUCCUCGGUACCCUUUUACAAGCAUAUGAGAGAGCUGGAAGGAUUGACAGAGUGCCUCUAAUUUUGAAAGGUUCCUUCUAUGAGUAUGUUCUUGUUAAUCAAACAUCGUGCUCAAUUCUUGUCAUGGCAUAUGUGAAACACUGUUUGGUGGAUGAUGCUAUAAAAGUCCUACAGGAAAAACAGUGGAAGGAUACCAUCUUUGAGGAUAACUUGUACCAUUUGGUAAUUUGCUCCUGUAAGGAAUUGGGUCGUCUUGAAAAUGCUGUUAAGAUAUACAGUCAAAUGCCCAACAAGAAGCCAAACUUGCACAUCAUGUGCACAAUGAUUGACAUUUACAGCACCCUGGGUCGAUUCUCUGAUGCAGAGAACCUCUAUCUGAAGUUGAAAUCUUCAGAAAUUUCCUUGGACAUGAUUGCCUUUAGCAUUGUUGUAAGGAUGUAUGUAAAAUCUGGGUCUUUGAAAGAUGCUUGCUCCGUUCUAGAAACAAUGGAUGAACAAAAGAACAUUGUUCCAGAUAUCUACCUGUUUUGUGAUAUGCUUCGAAUUUAUCAACAAUGUGGCAUGUUGGAUAAAUUACAAGAUCUGUACUAUAGAAUCUUGAAGACGGGAGUCACUUGGGAUUCUGAAAUGUACAACUGUGUCAUAAACUGCUGUGCACGUGCUUUGCCAGUUGAUGAACUUUCCAGGCUUUUUGAUGAGAUGCUUUUACAUGGGUUUGCUCCCAAUACCAUUACCUUAAAUGUUAUGCUUGAUGUUUAUGGAAAAUCCAGGCUUUUCAAAAAGGCUAGGAAGGUGCUUUGGCUGGCCAGAAAACGAGGCUUGGUUGAUGUUAUUUCUUACAAUACCAUUAUAGCUGCCUAUGGGCAAAGCAAAGACUUAAAGAAAAUGUUAUCAACUGUUCGACAAAUGCAAUUUAAUGGCUUUUCAGUUUCCCUUGAAGUCUAUAAUUGCAUGUUGGAUUCCUACGGGAAAGAAGGCCAAAUAGAGAGUUUCAGAAGUGUCUUGAGGAGAAUGAAGGAAUCAAGUUGUGCAUCCGACCACUAUACUUACAACAUUAUGAUCAAUAUUUAUGGAGAGCAAGGAUGGAUUGAAGAAGUUGCUAAUGUUCUGACAGAGUUGAAAGAAUCUGGGCUGGGACCUGAUUUGUGCAGCUAUAACACAUUGAUAAAGGCAUACGGAAUUGCAGGAAUGGUUGAAGAUGCUGUGGUUUUGGUUAAGGAAAUGAGAGAAAAUGGGAUCCAACCUGACAGAAUAACCUACAUUAAUCUCAUCAAUGCACUGCGCAAAAACGAUGAGUUUUUAGAGGCUGUUAAGUGGUCCUUAUGGAUGAAGCAGAUGGGAUUGUGAUAUCUUCAGCGAAUUUGCCUCCAUAUCGAAAAGCAGAUUGAACAUUUCCUACUCAAACAUCCCUGGAAAUUUUGCUAAUCAAGGUAUUGUAUUUUCUGUAUGUAUCUAGAGAAGCUGAUUUUUUCCCUUUCUCCAUCCCUUUUUUUUUUUUUUGUUGAAUGUUUAUAUGUCUAUUGGUAACUUGUAUCAUGAUAAAGGUUGAUAGUAAUACCAUAAUAUUCUUCUAACUUUUGUUUAUAGACCUUCUGUUCUUAAAUGCAUCAUAAAUACUAUUUUAGAUGUGUAA
Messenger RNA from Vitis vinifera (wine grape), 3155 nucleotides. Its product is annotated as pentatricopeptide repeat-containing protein At4g30825, chloroplastic. The coding region runs from base 167 to 2869 and encodes 900 amino acids. The record is from RefSeq and is a predicted model, not a curated record. The transcript has a single exon. Gene Ontology annotation, molecular function: protein binding. NCBI's taxonomy places the organism in Eukaryota, Viridiplantae, Streptophyta, Magnoliopsida, Vitales, Vitaceae.